CAUCUUUUUUUGUGUGUGUUCCAUUUGGCGGAGCUCAAUUGUGGUGCCACGUCCUUUAGCAGCCUGUGGAUCACUUCCAGGAUUGUAUGUGUUGUUUUUGAUUGACAGACAUCCUCGUCUAGAUCCUCCUCUACCAAAAAAAAAAAAAACCUGACAGCUUGGAUUCUGUGACCACACCACACCUUUCUCACGCAGGGUGAGAAAUCCUGAUGAACGGGGUUGUGUUUGCAUGCAGGAGCCGAGGCCCACAUGUGAAAUCCUGAUGGCGCUGCUGCCAGAGUCACUGUAGACCAGAGGGGAAAGCCCCCCAGGACUGCCAAGAUAUGACUUUUUCACUCCCAGGCAUUUCCAAAACACAUUUUGUGGCAGUCCCUCACUACACCAACUACACCAACAAAACUGCACCUUAUUGAUAGAUUUGUGCUUGGUAGAGCGCUUAACACAAGAGCUGGACUGUUGAGGCCUACCUGAUAUCAGUUUGGCUGAGGACGAGAUCAAGACAGAAUCUGAUGCGGUUGAAGGGAUGGAGGUAUCAGCACCUAAAGUUCCUGAUCUAGGGUCAGCAGAAGCAGCGCUCUCCGCUCAGAAGCGGAAAGCACCCAGUCCGCCUCACUCCUCUAAUGGGCAUUCACCUUCUGACACGUCUCCCACCGCCGCCAAGAAGAAGAAGAAACCUGGAUUAGUCACCAACAGCAAUAAAGAUCAGUGUGAGCUAAGACAUGGUCCAUUUUACUAUGUCAAGCAGCCAGCACUCACCACAGACCCUGUUGAUGUUGUGCCACAGGAUGGGAGGAACGACUUCUACUGCUGGGUGUGCCACCGCGAGGGCCAGGUGCUCUGCUGUGAGCUCUGCCCGCGCGUCUACCACGCCAAGUGCCUCAAACUGGCCGCCGAGCCCGAAGGCGACUGGUUCUGUCCUGAGUGCGAGGUACCCAGUGGAAAAAAAAUAACAGUUGCAGAAUGCAUUGAGACUCAAAGCAAAGCCAUGACUAUGCUGAAUCUGGAACAGCUGUCCUACCUGUUGAAGUUUGCCCUGCAGAAAAUGAAACAGCCAGGGACAGAGCCGUUUCAGAAGCCUGUCUCUCUGGAGCAACAUCCAGACUACGCAGAGUACAUCUUUCACCCCAUGGACCUGUGCACCUUAGAGAAGAAUAUCAAAAAGAAGAUGUACGGCUGCACUGAGGCUUUUCUGGCAGACGUGAAAUGGAUCCUACACAACUGUAUUAUUUACAAUGGAGGGAAUCAUAAACUGACUGCAACAGCAAAGGUUAUUGUCAAGAUCUGCGAGCAUGAAAUGAAUGAAGUUGAAGUUUGUCCAGAGUGCUACUUGUCAGCUUGCCAAAAGAGGGACAACUGGUUUUGUGAACCUUGUUCUCAGCCCCAUCCAUUGGUGUGGGCUAAACUGAAAGGUUUUCCUUUCUGGCCUGCUAAAGCUUUGAGGGAUAAGGAUGGCCAGGUGGAUGCUCGCUUUUUUGGCCAGCAUGACAGAGCCUGGGUGCCCAUUAACAACUGCUACCUCAUGUCGAAAGAGAUUCCCUUCUCUGUGAAGAAGACUAAGAGCAUCUUCAACAGCGCCAUGCAAGAGAUGGAGGUUUAUGUAGAAAACGUGCGCAAAAAGCACAGCGUCUUCAACUAUGCCCCGUUCAGAACACCAUACACGCCCAACAACCAGUUCCAGAUGCUGCUGGACCCAGGAAACCCCAAGAAAGGCACGGUCAUGGGGGAGAAGCAGGACAAAAUCAAGUUCAACUUCGACAUGACUGCAUCUCCCAAAAUGCUCUUGGGCAAGAGCAUGAUGCCAGCAGGGGCAGGGCGUAGGAUCUCCAUGACGGACAUGCCCCGAUCUCCAAUGAGCACUAACUCCUCCGUCCACACAGGGUCAGACCUUGAGCAGGACGCGUCAGAACGAGGAACAAAGGUGCCAUCCAGUCACUACAGUGCAGGAGAAGACUCAAUGGAUUGCACAGCAUCACCUACAUCUCAGAAGACCACAGGAAGCCCCAAACCCGUCUUGCCAACGUCUCUCAAACAGGAGAGGACCCAGGCCACUGGCAGCAUUCUCAACCUCAAUCUCGACCGCAUUAAAGCAGAGAUGGACCUAAAGGAGCUGAGUGAGACUGUACAGCAGCAACAACAGCAGCAGCAGGGGUCUUCUGUACUCCUCACCUCCCCUAAGAAACCCACCAGGAGUCUGGACAAGACCAUAGAGAGCUGCAAGGCCCAACUAGGAAUUCAAGAAAUCUCAGACGAUGUGGGUGUGGAUCACAGUGACUCAGACGAUUCGGACAAGUCUGACUCCAGCGACAGUGAAUAUGCAAGUGAAGAGGAACAUGAACCAAAGGAUGGCAAUCAGGACAAUGGCAUCCAUAAAGAGUCCAAAAAGAGGCCUAGACCUCAGUCUUCACAGCCGCAGGACAGCAAGGCGCCUCCGCCAGCAACGGUGGACAAGGCGGCGUCCGAGCCGCCCGCCAAAAAGAAACCCGCCAGUGUUCUGGAGAAGGAAUCCCAGGAGAAGCCAAGGACUGUACAGCAGCAGCCGCCCCAGAAAGAGAAGCCUUCAACUGGGCAGGAGGGCAAGGCCACGAAAAAUCAGGAUGCAGACUCGGACUCUGAGAGAGAACUAGUGAUUGACCUUGGAGAGGAGCAAGGAGGACGAGAGAGAAAGAAACCAAAGAGAGAGACGCCGUCAGCUCCCAGCUCUACGACCAAAGACCCAGCAGCCGUCAAAGCUGAAGGAAAAGCUCAGUCAACAGCCAGCGCAUCAGGUUCUCCAUCCACAGCCCCCAACUCCUCAUCCUCUACCCCCAGUGUGAAAGACUCAACUCAGCCAGCUUCCAAGCCUUCAAACAACUCCACCCAGCUGUCCAGCUCCACCAGCACUGCGUCCACGGCUCCGAACCCAGGAGUACCAGCGGUCCCCUCUACAGCAAACUCCACCUCCUCUGUGGUGAAGAAACAGCGCCCUCUGCUGCCUAAGGAGGCGGCCCAGCCUGGCCAGCCAGCGGUGGUAUGGAACCAGGCUGGGAAUAAGUUCCAGACAUCCUCUCAGAAGUGGCAUAUGCAGAAGGUCCAGAGACAGCAGAAUCAGCAAGGAGGGCAGCCGGCCUCUCAGCCGGCUUCACAGCCCCAGCCUCAGAGCCCAGCGGCUUCCGGCAGCGGCAGCACCAGCACCCGCUACCAGACCAGGCAGUCUAUGAAAGCUGUUCAGCAGAAAGACGCCUCGUCUGGCUCCUCCUCUAAUUCUAUACUGGCUGGAGACUUCCUCGCCCCUCCUGCCUCCGCUGAUGUAGCUGCUGACAUCGCCAAGUACACAUCUAAAAUGAUGGAUGCAAUUAAAGGAACAAUGACGGAGAUAUACAACGACCUCUCCAAAAGCACAACAGGAAACACCAUUGCUGAGAUCCGAAGGCUGAGGAUAGAGAUCGAGAAGCUCCAGUGGCUGCAUCAGCAAGAGCUUUCAGAGAUGAAACACAAUUUAGAGUUAACCAUGGCAGAGAUGAGGCAGAGUCUAGAGCAGGAGAAGGAGAGGCUGGUGUCUGAAGUAAAAAAGCAGAUGGAGAUGGAGAAGCAACAGGCUGUGGACGAGACCAAGAAGAAGCAGUGGUGUGCCAACUGUAAGAAAGAGGCCAUUUUCUACUGCUGCUGGAACACUAGCUACUGUGACUACCCCUGCCAGCAGGCGCACUGGCCCGAACACAUGAAAUCCUGCACACAAUCAGCUACAGCAUCUCAGCAAGAAACGGAGGAGGAGGCCUCUACAGUUUCAGCAGUAAAGCCUUCAGGACAAUCACCUAAAGCCCAGCCCUCUCCCACAGCCAACAAAACCUCGCCCGCACACAAAAACUCUCCACCCAUGGCAGAGAACACUAGGGGGAGCACUGGGGGCUCAGUGUCCUAACCAGCGCACUACAGACGUUAAUGCAUUUCUCCUAUAGAGUUCUUCAAAAGGUUACGGAUUCAUGAGGAACCUGGGGUCAUUUUGGUUGUGGAGCUUUUCGUUCUGCAUUUCUUUCCUCUUCCUCUGAACGCUAUGGUCACAAAGACAUCAGAAGCUUGAACCCCUUUCCAGCCUGGUUCACUACACCUGAGGGUAUGAGAUGGUGUUUGACUUCCUUUCAUGUAUAUUAUUAACUGUCAUUUAAUGUUUUUUUUAAUCUACAGAAAAUGUUUUGUACAAAACUUUCAUAUAAAAUAUGCAAAGAUAAUACUGUUUUUUACUCACUUAAGUUUUGUAUAGUGCAAAAGGUUUUUUGUUUUUUUUUAAAAGGUUACCGCUGCACUUAGGUGCCUCCAGAAAGGUGGAGCUUACUUUAUACUUUGAGGUUUUGAAUCUUGUGAACAUGCUGUGAGUUUACUAUUUCACCACCUGUUAAGGAAUGAUUGUUCAUUCUCAUGGAUUUCCACUACAUCUCCCAGGAGGACUCUGUAAUACUCUAUGUAGCUGUCUUAAUGAUAUCGUUCAUCCAGAAAAUGGUUUGCUUGACUUAAAACUGGGAAAAAAAACGAGCUACUGAGGGCCUUUCGUUUUAACUUUUAGCUCUUGGCAUCCCUUGUUUACAUAUUGUAAAUAGCAAAAGAAUAAAAGGAGACAAAUAUCUGUAAGGAAAAAAAAUAAAAUCAACUCUCCUCUGAAAGAAAAAUCCCUUGU
Colossoma macropomum (tambaqui) is the source of this 4648-nucleotide messenger RNA. It is a transcript of the gene prkcbp1l, whose product is annotated as protein kinase C binding protein 1, like. Lineage: Eukaryota; Metazoa; Chordata; Actinopteri; Characiformes; Serrasalmidae. The record is from RefSeq and is a predicted model, not a curated record. The coding region runs from base 524 to 3898 and encodes 1124 amino acids. The transcript is spliced from 20 exons. Gene Ontology annotation, biological process: regulation of DNA-templated transcription. Gene Ontology annotation, molecular function: protein binding.